GAUAUGGCUCGAAGGUCCAAUCAAAUCAUUCAGCUCGCGAUCCUAUGUGGGCGAUACCUAUCAAAACAACGUUCUGUGUUGUAAACCGCGCGUUCUAUUUACAAAUUGAAAACAUUGACUGAAAAUAUUUAGCUUUUAACGUGAAUAGAGAUGCAGUGAUAUAUUUUGUUGGAAUAAGACUUGACUUUGGAUUUAUUGACUGUGUGCGAUUUGAUUUGUGUCGAAAAUGACCGCUUCCACUAUGAUUGAAUUGGAAUCCUGGAUAAUCUACCAGUGUGUUCUGAAUGAAUGCCAUGUGUCCAGCAGCUGAGCUGGAUGUGUAGCUGAUUGUGUUUUAUUUUACAAGAAGUUUCUUUAAUUUUUCUUCAUGGUAUCAUCAAUGGAAGGCGGCGCGUGGUGCGCUCGCGACAUCUCGCUGCGCGCGCAGAAGAAGUUCCUCUCGCGCGUCGGCGGCGCCGCCAGUGCGCGGGCGCUUGUGCUUGACGAACAUGCUGCCAAGCUGUUGGAUCAGUUCCUGACAGUCCUCCGGGAGCGCCUAGAGAAGCGCGAGGCGGAGAAGCUGGUGAAGCACGUGAUCAAGUCAGCAGUCAAGCUGGGCGUGCUGCGACGUCACGGACAACUGUCGGCGGCAGACGAGAGAGCACUGGCGGCCUUCCGAUCCAAGUUCCAUACUGUCCUGAUGGCGGUGGUGUCGUUCUGCGAGGUGGACUUCUCGUACGACCGUGGCUUCCUCCAGGAUGCCCUACGCGAAUCUCACCAGUCCCUUAAAGCGGUGGUAGAGCGUCACCUGACUGACAAGUCAGUGUCCCGCCUGGCGGGGGUGUUCUCGAUCGCGUCGCGAGGUGAGCUGCUCGACUCUCUGUUCGCAGGCCAAGUCGACGAGGACGUGCUCAAACUAUCCCGAAUGCUGCGCAAAGAACUCGACCGGGGCCUUCUAUAAACACCGACACCACACCUCCUGUGCCGUCCUUUACCAAAGUUAAACGUACCAAUGUGGACGACUCCACUCGCACUCGGCUGCGAGUCGUCGGGACUCGGGAGUCUUCGUGAAUCUCCGACUAAGGGAACACUUACGAUAUCGUUAUCUCCACAAAUGGAGAUUUGAUUUUUUAUUACGAUUUAUCUAGUUAGAAUUGUAUGUGUUUGCGUACAGUGCACUGCUGGGUCGUAAGCCGGCUUUGAGAUUGGCUCGUUUAUAUUUUAACCGACUUCAAAAAAAAGGUUCUCUGGUCAUUAAAAUGAGUUUACUCGUGUACCUUAUUUUAAAGUAAAAAAAUGUGAAACAUUUUCACAGUCAAAUAAUAAUGACAUGAGUUUUAAUAAUAACUAAACAUUUAUUGAUAAGAUAAUGACAAAAAUAGCAUUCAUAUACCGAAUCAAAGCCGGAUGCGAUGUAGGGCAAGCUUCAGCAAUCAUUUCACUAAAAGCACAUCAAAUGUUACACAGCCAUUCGUUAGCUCUCUCCAAAAAACGUGUAAACAAAUAUGGCGGAACAAAUAGUGAAAUAUAAUAAAAAACAAGACUUUUAUUGAAUACUCAGUGAAUUAAUGUUGUUUUGUCAAUAUUAAAUUGAAUUAUGAUUUUUAAGUAGGUAUGUAUUUGUAAAUUAAAUUGGUGAAAUUUGACAAAGUUAUCUAGCUCUGGGGUUACCGGUUGCUGAAAUAUUGUAAUUUAUUCUACUUAUAAUGUAUACUUUUUACAACAAAUUGCGUAUACACUUUCAAUGAUAAAAUGUGUUAUUAAAAUGCCUCUUAUUCAAUACUUUGACUGCUUAUGAUAAUGUUUCUUUCCAAUAUGAACUUGCCUGCCGUUUCUGCCAAUUUUAUUGAAUGAAUAAAAAAAAUAUAUGCUUGAAUACAUGACUAUGUUGGAACCACGAUCUUGCCUAGUUUUAACGCCUUUUAAGAUUAUCACAGCAUUAUUAUUUUAGAAUGCAUUUAAUAGUUUGUAUAUAAAAAUAAAUUAAGGUAUACUCGAUUAAUUUAAUUUUGUAAUUAUAUAAUUUUUACGCUAUAGUUUUUAAGUGAAGUGUUACCAGUAAGGUACCUAAGUCGUUCGUUUACAAAUAUCAAUAAUGUUGUUUUUAAACUUGCAUACAGAUCCGUAGAUAAUUAUUUAAUAAUAAGUCAUUCAAUUAAUUUUUGUUUUACAACAAACGGAAUUCAAUAAUGUGAGCUCUUGUGAAGCGUAUUCUAUAGGAAGAAUCUUAAUAAUGAACAUUUACCUAAUUAUUUAUAAAUAAUCUGGACUUACGAUACUUUAUAUUUUCCAGAAGUUUCUACCGAAUAAAUAUUUAUCUACGGAUCUGGCUGCAUACUUAACCUUGUAUUGUAAUCUACUCAUAUAAACGAAAAUAAUAGACUUAAACAAAAACAUAUUUAAGCCUACAUGUCUACGAAUAUACUGAAUACAUAUAACAUUCUAAGGCCCUAUUGCAUUACUUGAUAAAAUCUUGUCAGUCAUCAAUAGUCAAACUCGACAUUCUCAAAUUUUACUGAAUUGUAACUUUCAUGACAACAUUUUAACGGGAAAUCUGAAACAAAGAAUCUUGUAUUUGUGUUUUUUUUAUAACAGAUGGUUAUUUUAAUAAUUUAUGAUUUAAUUUUAUUAAGAUCAGUAUUCAUAAAAAACUUUGUAGAACAACUCACAUCAUUAAACACAACAACAAAAACACAAUUUGAAAAAAAAAAUCGGAUCUUGAAAAAUUUACAACAAAAAAAAAAACAACUUCGGACCAAAACUUUAAUAUCUACAGUUCAAACAUAUCUGAACUAGAAUUCAUAUCUUAGUUAUUUUUAGCAAUAAACUCUAUAGUCAUAGAUUAUUGUUUUUGUAUAGUUAUAAUGUUAGUGCGGCAACUUCACUGGGACGCACAUCUCUCUUGCCUCUCUCGUUUUGGUGUUCUGGUGUUUUCUAGUUAGAGAUCACACAUGACAAUUGUAUUGAAAACAAUCGAGCAUAUGCCAUUAUUAUAUUCAGGUAUAUUUUUUUACUAUUUGAAGUCGUUACUGCACAGUAAAUCUUGUAGCAACAAAAAUGUCUAUCGCUCUUCUUAUGACCAUCAAUUUACGUCGAGUAGUCCUUUGUACCCAUUAUUCAGAAAAUUAAGUAUGUUUGUUUAUCCUAACGGUCGGGUUGAAAGAAUAUUUCCCAGUGGUCUAGUCUACUUAGUAGUGUGUGCAUCUCUAAAUGGAAACCACCAAAUGUCAUAGCUAGAUGAAAUCAAAGAGACGUCCAAGUAGGGAUUGUAUUAAAAAGACAAUAUCGAUGUGUAAUAUAAAUAAAUAAAUGUUUGAUUCCUAGACUCUGACGUCUUACUGGAUUGAUGUGAAAUGAAUGUUAAAAGUUAGUUUUUACAAAAACUGGUGUGUUUUAUAUGUUAGCGUAUGUGUUAGAAGUUAGUUUCUUAACUUUUGAAUGUUUCAUUGUAUUUUGAAGACAACGUCCACCUCUUUAGAGUAUGGGAUCCCGAUUGUGAGAUUAAUCGAUUGUUUGAGUUUGGGAUAUGUAAUUCUUCAAUGACUUUCAGCUUAUGCUAGUAUGAAAGACAUUUUUUUCUGCCUUCGAUUUAAUUUUUGUUUGAUAUCGAGGUGAACGCUGUUCCUUCAACGAACCAUAUUUGUCAAGUAGAAAGUAUUUUAAUACAUUGUCCAAAUAUCAAUGGAUGGCAAUUUUUGGAUCAUAUUCAAUGGUGGAGUAAGAGAUUCAAAGAAAACAACGCAAUCCCAGUCAGAUGUUGUUUUAAUGAACUUUUAUGUACUUGUAGAGACACAAAUGUUACAACUUUGAUUUAGAACACAUUUUACGCUAAAUGACAGAAGCGUUUUAUGACACAGUAAAAUUAGCAAACUAGACAAUAUUGAAAUUGGCCAGACGAUAAGUUUUUUUCGAUUUCGUGACUCACAUUUUUCUGUAUCGUUGAUUAUUUAUUGUUGCUUAGUUUUAUUCGAAACGAUGCAGGAACUGAAUUAUGAUAUUACAACCGAUGAGAAUAGUGCAUAAUGUUCCAAAUGUAAAAGCAACUUAAAAAUUCAUGUUCUCACCAAUUUCCAUAUUGUUUAAGUUUUUUUUAUAAUAAAGUACCGCGCACGAAGCACGUACAUGACUUUAAGUAAUAUUUAUUACAUCGUAGGGCUAUUUUCACAUAUUGAGAACGUCAGCGUUCGACACGGGUGGAGCCGUUAACUUAAUGUAAUAAUUUUUGUUAAGCUGUGUUAUUGUAAUAAGAUUUGAUAUCAAAUAUACAAUUGAUAAGAG
Helicoverpa zea (corn earworm) is the source of this 4257-nucleotide messenger RNA. RefSeq names its product tumor necrosis factor, alpha-induced protein 8-like protein 2 A (gene sigmar). Gene Ontology annotation, biological process: regulation of apoptotic process. Bases 368 to 940 code for a protein of 190 amino acids. The record is from RefSeq and is a predicted model, not a curated record. The transcript is spliced from 6 exons. NCBI's taxonomy places the organism in Eukaryota, Metazoa, Arthropoda, Insecta, Lepidoptera, Noctuidae. Gene Ontology annotation, cellular component: cytoplasm.